Rhincodon typus (whale shark) is the source of this 1140-nucleotide messenger RNA. RefSeq names its product mitochondrial ribosomal protein L28 (gene mrpl28). NCBI's taxonomy places the organism in Eukaryota, Metazoa, Chordata, Chondrichthyes, Orectolobiformes, Rhincodontidae. Gene Ontology annotation, molecular function: structural constituent of ribosome. The transcript has 6 exons. The coding region runs from base 42 to 965 and encodes 307 amino acids. Gene Ontology annotation, cellular component: mitochondrial large ribosomal subunit. The record is from RefSeq and is a predicted model, not a curated record.
AUACUUCCCCAUCCUUUUUCUGGGAAUUCCCACCCCAGGUCAUGGAGAGGGUGAAAGAGCAGAGGCUGUGUGAUGCCUACUGCAGUCGAAUAGGCCGCCAGUACCCCUCCCCCUCCCCACGCCUAAGCUGGUCACUCGUGGGGUCGGGCUUUUCUUUGGAGGUUGUGUGCGAAAAGAGGGGAGGAGAGGGUCACAUUGGGGUGAUGCCCCUCCACAAGUACCCCCCCAAGAUCUGGCAAUCGCUGCGACUGAAGCAGGGGAUUUACGCACGGUUGCCGGCCCAUUAUCUCUGCUCCCUCGAAGAGAAGCAGGAGCCCACACCGGUUCACUUUAAGCCCCACGGGGUCAAAUUCAAGCGGAACCCGCACACCGGGCAACCGGAACGCGUGCAAGAUGUGCCGAUUCCUAUCUACUACCCUCCAGAGUCUCAGAGAGGGCUGUGGGGCGGAGAGGGCUACAUACAAGGAUUCAGAUACGCCAACAACGACAAGCUGUCCACACGCUUGAGGAAAACGUGGAAGCCGCAGUUGUUUAUGCGAGAACUUUACAGUGAAAUCCUGGACAAAACCUUCACUAUUCAAGUGACCAUGCGGACGCUGGACUUAGUGGACGCUUGUUACGGUUUUGAUUUCUACAUCUUGAAGACGCCCAAGGUCGACCUGAAUUCAAAGCUGGGGAUGGAUCUAAAAAGGGUAAUGCUCCUGAGACUCGCUCGCAAGGACACAGAGCUUUACCCCGACGAUGCAGAGAAACGGGAGCUCAUCUAUAACAAAUACAAGGCAUUUGUAAUUCCUGAAGAGGAAGCAGAGUGGGUUGGUCUGAGCCUUGAGGAAGCUGUGCAGAAACAGAUGCUGCUGGAGAAGAAGGAUCCUGUGCCGCUGUUUAAAGUUUACGCUGAGGAACUAGCCCAUGAACUGAGCUUGCAGAAAUUGUCAGAGCCAGUGGUCAUAGGAAAUAAAUCGUAACGGAGCAUGGCCCCUUUAAGACCAUCAGAGCCGCAGGUUAUUUAACCAAUGAAAGAUGUGUUUUGAUGAUGCUGUUGUCAGCUGACCUCUUUGCUAAUGUUGACGAGAAACCUCAAAGGUUAAAGUGACUGAACUUGUGACUUGAAGUCCAAAUUAAAAGACUUUUUUUUGUACA